AUGGUAUAUUUCCAGAACCAGCUGAGCCGAAGGUCUCUAUUGGGUGAUGAUGAUGGUGAUGAUAGUGAUGAUGGUGGUGAGGAUGGUGAGGAUGGUGAGGAUGGUGAGGAUGGUGAGGAUGGUGAGGAUGGUGAGGAUGGUGAGGAUGGUGAGGAUGGUGAGGAUGGUGAGGAUGGUGAGGAUGGCGAGGAUGGCGGUGAUGGUGAGGAUGGCGAGGAUGGCGGUGAUGGUGAGGAUGGCGGUGAUGGCGGUGAUGGCGAUGAUGGUGAGGAUGAUGAUGAUGAUAUUCUAUUAACCUAA
Messenger RNA from Penicillium verhagenii, 300 nucleotides. RefSeq lists its product as uncharacterized. The coding region runs from base 1 to 300 and encodes 99 amino acids. The record is from RefSeq and is a predicted model, not a curated record. The transcript is spliced from 2 exons. NCBI's taxonomy places the organism in Eukaryota, Fungi, Ascomycota, Eurotiomycetes, Eurotiales, Aspergillaceae.